Messenger RNA from Ipomoea nil (Japanese morning glory), 673 nucleotides. RefSeq lists its product as uncharacterized. The transcript has 3 exons. NCBI's taxonomy places the organism in Eukaryota, Viridiplantae, Streptophyta, Magnoliopsida, Solanales, Convolvulaceae. The coding region runs from base 44 to 673 and encodes 209 amino acids. The record is from RefSeq and is a predicted model, not a curated record.
AACAGCAUCUAGACAUAAUAUUAGAUCUUUGAAUUUACAAAAGAUGGUCUUUGAAAGUGAUGUGCAAUGUGUUGAUAAUUGUAGAAUGGAUAGGAGAGCUUUAGCUAAAUUAUGUGAUUUGCUAAGGACUCAUGGUAACUUGAAAGAUAGUAGGAAUGCAACAAUCGAUGAGAUGGUGAUUUCUUUUCUUCAUAUAGUUGCACAUAAUAUAAAGAACAGAGUACUUAAACGUCAAACAGCUAGAUCUGGUGAGAUUAUUAGUAGACAAUUUCAUGCUGUUUUGAAUUCUAUUUUGAGACUACACAACAUGUUGCUUAGAAAACCAGAACCGAUACCAGAUAAUUCAACCGAUGAGAGGUGGAAGUGGUUUAAGGGUUGCUUGGGUGCAUUAGAUGGAACCUUUAUAAAAGUGAAUGUUGAAACAGUUGACAGACCUAGGUAUCGAACCAGAAAAGGUGAAAUUGCUACAAAUGUCUUAGGUGCUUGCACACCAGAUAUGCAAUUCAUCUAUGUAUUGCCAGGUUGGGAAGGAUCUGCAGCAGAUGGUAGAAUUUUGAGGGAUGCUAUUAGUAGAAGGAAUGGUUUAAAGGUUCCUCAAGUGGUAAUGGAAGGGAAAAAUACUGCAAUAAGAAAAAGGAACUCUACAACUAAGAGACAAUGGACAAAACAAUAA